Messenger RNA from Budorcas taxicolor (takin), 643 nucleotides. RefSeq names its product zinc finger protein 816-like. The coding region runs from base 12 to 407 and encodes 131 amino acids. NCBI's taxonomy places the organism in Eukaryota, Metazoa, Chordata, Mammalia, Artiodactyla, Bovidae. The record is from RefSeq and is a predicted model, not a curated record. Gene Ontology annotation, biological process: regulation of DNA-templated transcription. The transcript has 4 exons.
GCCAGAGUCCGAUGGCGGCGGCGGCGGCGCUGAGGGACCCGCCUCAGGGUGGUGUGACCUUUGAGGACGUUGCCCUGUCCUUUAGCUGGAAGGAAUGGAAGCUCCUUGAUGCAGCUCAGAGACGCCUGUACCAUGAUGUGAUGCUGGAGAACUAUGCACUUAUAUCCUCACUGGCCUCCUGUGUUGUUUUGUGGUUGGCAUUAUGUGGUGUCAGAAGCAGGAUACCGGAUGCAGACCUGCACAGGCCCUCACUGACUCUGACACUGCCUUGGAUUCAAGUCAGGUGCCUAGAAGAGCCCGUUGAGCUUUUCAUCUCCUUGGAGAUCCCAGAUCUUGGUGCUUUAGGACUCAGAUGUCUUUCUCAAGAACCUGGGACCCGUCUCCUCACACUGCAGGCAGGGAGAUAGCUCACCAGGCAGUUCUGGUGGGAGGAUAGGAGUCUCAUCUUAGUGGGUGCUUGCUCCAGCUUUAAAAACCACCUUCAGUUACAGAGAUGAGAAGUCUGUGUCUCCUCUAGAUGAAACCAAUGAACUACACAGUCACCCCAUUACCAGGUAAAAUUAGGGCUCUGUGUGACAAACGGUACUGUCAGCUCCUCUUUCUUGAGGACUAGGGGAGUUAGAUUUUUUUUCCUGUCUUUACA